CCAGUUGCUCCAACCUGCGGAAAGGCUGCGAGUCGGUGACCUACUGGAGCUCGGGGUUUGUGGCUCUGCAAGCCUGCAUCGAUGCUGCCAUUAUACAGCUGAAGACGAAUCAAUCGGUUUGGGAACACCUCAAACCGACGGGAGCCGUGGUGAUGGGAGAGGCUGCCGUGGUGGAAAUAGAUAAUUUUCCUCGUGCGAUCAUUUUAAUUUACCUCGUGAUCGCUUUCUCGCCGUUUGGGUAUUAUUUGGCAAUUCACAUUGUGGCGGAAAAGGAGAGGAAGUUGAAGGAAUUCUUAAAAAUAUUGGGGCUGCACGACACCGCCUUUUGGCUUUCUUGGGUGCUGCUCUACGUGAGCCUGAUUUUUGUCAUGUCCAUUCUUAUGGCGGUGAUCGCGACGGCCUCGUCCCUCUUUCCCCAGAGCAGUGCCUUUGUGAUAUUUCUCCUUUUUUUCCUGUAUGGAGUCUCUUCAGUUUUCUUUGCACUUAUGCUGACGCCUCUAUUUAAAAAGUCGAAGCAUGUGGGUAUAGUGGAGUUCUUGGCGACGCUGGCUUUUGGGUUCGUGGGCCUUAAUAUUGUCCUCUUGGAAGAUUUCCCCAAGUCUUUCGUGUGGAUUCUCAGCCCCCUGUGCCAGUGCAGCUUCUUGAUCGGUGUCGCGCAGGUCAUGCAUCUAGAAGAUUACGAAGAUGGUGCAACGUUUUCAAAUCUCGAUCGCAGUCCUUACCCACUCUUUAUUUCUCUUAUUUUGCUGGUCCUCGAUAGCAUAUUUUACCUACUUGUAGCCGUCUACCUUGACCAGGUUAUCCCAGGGGAGUUUGGACUCCGCCGCACGCCGUUUUUCUUCAUGAAGCCCUCGUUUUGGUCGAAGCGCCGAAAAAACUACAAGGAGCUGUACGAGAGCAGCGUCAACGGCAGUUUGAGUUUCAGUGAGAUAGUGGAGCCCGUGCCCUCUGAAUUUCAGGGGAAAGAAGCCAUCAGAAUCAGCUGUGUUCAGAAAACAUUCAGGAAAAAGGGGGAAACUGUGGAGGCUCUCAGAAAUUUAUCCUUCGACAUCUACGAAGGGCAGAUCACAGCUCUGCUUGGGCACAGCGGGACGGGGAAGACGACGCUGAUGAACAUCCUCUGCGGGCUGUGUUUUUUUUCUGUCGGUGGAGUCUCUGUCUAUGGGCACAAAGUCUCCGAAAUCGAUGAAAUGCUGGAAGUGCGACAGAUAGCGGGGGUGUGUCCCCAGUCCGACAUACACUUCGAUAUAUUAACCGUGGAGGAGAAUCUCUCCAUAUUUGCUGCAAUUAAAGGGAUCCCUCAGAACGAUUUGAUACAAGAGGUGCAGAAAGUGUUGUUGGAUUUGGAUAUGCAGCCUAUCAGAGACAACCAAGCUAAAAAAUUAAGCGGGGGGCAGAAGAGGCGGCUGUCGGUGGGAGUUGCUGUUCUCGGGAACCCCAAGGUUUUGCUGCUGGAUGAGCCGACGGCGGGUAUGGAUCCGUGCUCGCGGCACAUCGUCUGGAACCUCCUGAAGAACAGGAAAGCGGAUCGCGUGACCGUUUUCAGCACCCACUUCAUGGAUGAAGCCGACAUCCUGGCCGAUCGUAAAGCUGUGAUUUCUCAAGGGAUGUUAAAAUGCCUUGGAUCCUCUCUUUUUCUGAAAAGCAAGUGGGGAAUUGGCUACCGCUUGAG
This is a messenger RNA of Apaloderma vittatum (bar-tailed trogon), 1672 nucleotides long. RefSeq names its product ATP-binding cassette sub-family A member 5-like. Gene Ontology annotation, molecular function: ATP hydrolysis activity; ABC-type transporter activity; lipid carrier activity. Lineage: Eukaryota; Metazoa; Chordata; Aves; Trogoniformes; Trogonidae. The record is from RefSeq and is a predicted model, not a curated record. The transcript has 12 exons. Gene Ontology annotation, biological process: lipid transport; transmembrane transport. The annotation marks the transcript as partial. Gene Ontology annotation, cellular component: intracellular membrane-bounded organelle; membrane.